Pseudophryne corroboree (corroboree frog) is the source of this 1381-nucleotide messenger RNA. RefSeq names its product mucin-7-like. Bases 241 to 1266 code for a protein of 341 amino acids. NCBI's taxonomy places the organism in Eukaryota, Metazoa, Chordata, Amphibia, Anura, Myobatrachidae. The record is from RefSeq and is a predicted model, not a curated record. The transcript has 5 exons.
UAAUACAUCGGCGUAAUUCACCCAAGUAUAGUGUACUUUUGCCUCCUACUAGUCUGUCAGGGAACAGGUUAAUCUGCCCCCCAAACGUGAUGGCUGAGGUGACGGGACUGCUGGCACCAGGAAGAAGCUCUACAUGCUGCACUUUGCAUGUCCUUUGAACGAUCAGAGCAACUGUGCUGCAGUUCUAUUGGCUGUACAACGCCAUUCCAGGGGGUUCAGUAUGACUGACCGGCGGAUGGUAUGCCUGCAGUCACAUUACCAACACUGGCAUCUUUAUCUUUGACGUCCCGACAGGGGAGAGUGGCUCGGAAAUGCACACGUCAAACCACUCCUUCAAAUGUUGAACGUGGUGCUGAUGUUGCAGAAGGUCCAUCCCGCCAUGAUCCGACUGUGCAAAUGCGCACAGGCCACGGAUCCACAACGCAACAACACGUGGCACAGAAAAGACCACGAUACGAUCUGCCCAGAGCACAAUCUGCCUCUCCACCAACGCGACGCAUCAGUACAGUCGCAUCAAGGCCACCGUCCGAUUUGCUGGCACCCUCCCCACCACUUCAACUGCAGUCCCCUCAAAUUCCAGAUAAAGGCAACAUGACCCCCGCACACCAGUCAGAUGUAAUGGAGGAAACUUAUGUCCUUAACCUGCAGCCGGUAGACCCGACAACACCAAGCACGCCACCUAUGGCUGGUCCUCCGCCUCCAACUACUCCACCACCACAAUUGAGCACAGCCACACCACCGCCACAAAACACAUGCCAGGCAUUUUGUGACAGCUGGACAACCCAGCAACCACAACAUAUGGAGUGUCUUCGCAGACAGACCCAGCUGCUGUCAAGUCUUCCACAUUAUCUCCCCAGAUUAAGUCGCACUAUGUGCAGACAAAAUUCUGAACUCAGCAGAAUUGCCACAUGCAUGGAACUAAUGCGGGCUGAUACCAGCAACAUGAUGCUCACCAUGGCCAGGAUUAUGGAUUACCAAAUGAGGCAACAUCAGAACUACCUCAAUCUCCUAGAUUCUAACAAUCGACUAUGUGAAAGUCUAGCCAGAAUAAUAGAAAAUAACACGGCAUCAAACAUCCAAAUGAAUGCUACAUUAAGCAACCUCAGCCACAAUAUUGCCAACCUACACAACCAACAACCCAGCACAAGCUCUGAAACCACAACACCGUUAACUACGCCUAUUUCAUCCCCAGUUAGAAGAUCAAGAAGAAGGGCUAAUGUCUCUGGCCCUGACUCUGCUGGUUCUAAGGGCCACACAAAAAAUUAAUUUAAAGCAGCAACAGGUGUGGGUUUGUUAGGGGGUUUGAGUUUUUCAGUGUUUCUAUUUGAAAUUUUGGAAUAUUUAUAAACAAAAAAAUAAACACAUUUGUUUGCACAAUAAA